AGUACACUUAGGACAGGGUCAUUAAUUAACAUAGUCCCCAGAAUUUCCUUUCUCGACCCAUCUUCCCAUCCCAUCAUCUUCACCUACCGAAUCGAAACAGUUCAACCUCCUGUUUCUCUCUAUCCUUUUUUAUCCCCCAAGUACAAUCACUCAACCAAGUCAUCAUGUUCAACUGGGCUAAGCAACAACUGGCCAAUGUCGCCGGCACUCAGGAGCCCAUCUACGGUCCCUCUGCCAUCAAGUCUGUUGCCAUCGAGGCCGAAAAGACUCCCUACACCGAAGUCACUCGAGAUGGCUUGAAGUGGAAGGCCAUGGACUCGACCUCUGUCGAGACUGAGAGUUUCUACAUCACUGCCGACAACGGUUACAUCGCUCUUGCCCAGGUCAUCUAUAGCAACGUUGCCGGCAUUCGAACAACCUGCCAGUUCAACUGCAAGGUCUUCGACAAGGACCCUACAAAGCCCCACCUCUGGGCCUCAACACCUCUCAACAACCAAGACUUUAACGAGGACAAGACGAGUUUCUACGCCGAUGACUGCGCCGUUGAGCUGUCCGAGGAUGGCACCUACUACACCAUCAAGAGCAUGAACAGCCAGGACGCCAUCGUUAACCUGAAGAUCACCCGCUCUACCCCUGGUUUCCAGGCUGGCACCACAGGCACAACCCUGUACGGCACCGACCACAACAACCCAUGGGGAUCCAUCAGGCAUGCUUUCUGGCCUCGCUGUGUCUCCGAGGGUACCAUCACUACCAAGGAGGGUCCCAUCGACUUGAAGGGCAAGGCUCUUUUCGUCUACGCCCUCCAGGGCAUGAAGCCUCACCAUGCCGCUGGUCGAUGGAACUUUGUCAACUUCCAGGGUCCCACCUACUCAGCUAUCAUGAUGGAGUUUACCAGCACCCCAUCAUACGGCUCAACCCUCGUCAACGUGGGUGGCAUCGUCAAGGAUGGCGAGAUCAUCCAUGCUGGCGCCAUGAGCACGGCUACUCACACUCAAGUUAAGAAGGAUUCCGAGAACGAGUGGCCCGAGCCCAGUGAGGUCAAGUACACCUGGUCUGGUGCGACCAAGGAUGCAAAGCCUGUCGAGGCCUCAAUUGAAGGACCUCUCGGCGAGCGAGUUGACCGAGUUGACGUCAUGGCUGAGGUCCCUGGUUUCGUCAAGACGAUUGUUGCAGCAGCAGCCGGCACAAAGCCUUACAUCUACCAGUACCACCCCAAGCUCUCCCUGAAGCUCAAGAUCGGCGACGAGGAGAUCGUCGAAGAGGGUGUCAUGUUCACCGAGGCCACCUUCAUCUCAUAAGGUAGAGGCUAGACGAUAGAAAGAAAGACGGGGCCGAUAUUAUGUUUUAUUUUCUGGAUUCGUCUUUUUUCUUUUAAUAUUCAGAGUACCAACCUCUGUUUUUUCUCUUUUUCAUCAAAACAAACAAAGACAUUGGGUAAUACAGUAAUCGACACUUUUGAGAGGAGGGCGGGGAGUCUCGGCGUUGGAGACUGACGGCUUGGUCACUCGUUUGAAUGGAUACGAUAUACUACAGACACUACUUACUACACUACAAGUGAUGCCCUU
This is a messenger RNA of Fusarium graminearum PH-1, 1565 nucleotides long. RefSeq names its product survival factor 1. Gene Ontology annotation, cellular component: cytoplasm. NCBI's taxonomy places the organism in Eukaryota, Fungi, Ascomycota, Sordariomycetes, Hypocreales, Nectriaceae. Gene Ontology annotation, biological process: response to oxidative stress. Bases 165 to 1298 code for a protein of 377 amino acids. The transcript is spliced from 4 exons. The record is from RefSeq and is a predicted model, not a curated record.